Messenger RNA from Hydra vulgaris (swiftwater hydra), 1094 nucleotides. RefSeq names its product vesicle-trafficking protein SEC22a. Gene Ontology annotation, cellular component: endoplasmic reticulum membrane; Golgi membrane; ER to Golgi transport vesicle membrane. Gene Ontology annotation, biological process: endoplasmic reticulum to Golgi vesicle-mediated transport; retrograde vesicle-mediated transport, Golgi to endoplasmic reticulum; vesicle fusion with Golgi apparatus. Gene Ontology annotation, molecular function: SNAP receptor activity. The record is from RefSeq and is a predicted model, not a curated record. Lineage: Eukaryota; Metazoa; Cnidaria; Hydrozoa; Anthoathecata; Hydridae.
GUUAACAUUGCUUAAAACUAGAUUAUAGACAAAACAAAAAAUCUAUCAAUUUUUAGCUUCUUGAAUGAUACGUUUUGCUGUAAUUUAUCGAGUUAAAGAUGGUCUGGCUCUUUCUGCCUCAACAGAUAUUGAUGCUGGUCUUGAAUUAAGAGAUAGUAAGCGUUAUGCAAAAGUUAUUACACGGAAAAUAAAGCAGUUUGGCACAAGAAGUUGGAUGGCAGUUGGACAGUUCAGAAUUUUCUGCACAAGUGAAUCAGAAUGUUGUUUUCUUCUUAUAAGUGAAGCAAAUUUGCAACCAAUACUCGCAUACAGUUUUCUUGAAGAACUUAAAAAAGAUUUCUUUAAUAAAUUUACACCAAAUGCAGUGCAGAAGGCUAUAAGACCGUAUUCAUUUAUAGAAUUUGAUGGAGUAAUUCAAAAACAUAAACAACGUUAUAAUAAUACAAGAACACUCUGUACAAAAGUUUCAUUGGGUAGUAUUUCAGAAGAGCUUCAAAAUAACCCGCCGUUAGAGAUAACAGAACAGGAUCUUUUUGGUACUGUCAUAGCUGCAAGUGUUCUAAGAAAAACACAGUUACCAUCAUCAUCAAAAUAUACAACAAAAUCAAAUCCUUUAUCAAUGAUAGGAAAGUUGUCAUUAGUAAUGGUGCUGUUAUGUGGGAUUUUAAAUUUUAUGAGAUUAAUGCUGUUUAUUACUCAAUAUCAUUAUGAUCAUGAAGAUGAGGACCAUUGGUUAAGCAUUUGUAUAUGCUACUCUUUAUCUUCUAUCAUAAACAUUGGACAGUGCUAUCUUCUAAUAUAUGAAGUUCAAAAAAGAACAAUCAAGAAUAUUUUGUGUAUUCUGGCUAAUAUGGUUUUGCUUUAUUAUUUACGAAGUCUUCGAGAUCAUACUCAAACUAUGUUUCAUCUUUUAUCAAAUUUUUUAAUAUUUUAUAGUAUAUCUAUGAAAACAGCAACAGUUAAGCCGUCUAAUUAUAAUAUUUAAAUUUAUUUAAUUUUUUUUUGUUAAUUUAUUGCAAUUAUUUGAAACGGUUUUCAUAUUAUUGUAAAUUUAGUUUUACACUAAAUAUGUAAGAAAUUUUAAAAAUCUAUUC